Molecule: messenger RNA, 1044 nt
Organism: Strigops habroptila (Kakapo)
Lineage: Eukaryota; Metazoa; Chordata; Aves; Psittaciformes; Psittacidae
Product: SUN domain-containing protein 3-like
Exons: 9
Coding region: 107-904 (265 amino acids)
Biological process (GO): nuclear envelope organization
Cellular component (GO): nuclear envelope; meiotic nuclear membrane microtubule tethering complex
Molecular function (GO): protein-membrane adaptor activity
Source: RefSeq, a predicted model, not a curated record
CCUCUCUUUUAGACAUCUUAACACCUACCAGAAGGUCAGAGGGGGCCUGGGGAUCCUUUUCCUGCUGUUUGCCAUCCUGUCCACUCUUGGCUACUGGUGCAGCUCAAUGAUGUGGCUCAAGGGCGCGUUGUGGGAGAUGUCCAGGCUUCGUGGAGCUGAGCAGGAACUAUUGGGCAAGUCACAGGCCUGGGUGAAGCAGGAGAUGCAGGACUUCAAGAAGAUGGUGACUCGGGUGUAUGCUGCGAGUGGGAGCGUGCUACAGAUCAUGAGAGAGGUCCUCAAAGACCAUGCUGUCCAAGAGGAGCAAACAGAGGAAAUUCUGCAGUUGACCGAGGUGGCAAUUAGGAAGGUGCUUGAGAACUAUGCCCAGAUGCCUGACUGGGCUCUGGAAGCCAUAGGUGCCACCAUCGAUGAGGAGAGGACAUCCAGGAGUUACGGUGGGGAAGGCAGGAUGACCUGGUGGCUUUCUCCAUUCAGCUUCUCUUCUGUAAACCCUCCUGCGACAAUCUUGCAGCCCAGUAUUGCCCCUGGCAACUGCUGGCCUUUCCAGGGAUCUCAGGGCCAUGUGGUUAUCCGGCUGCCUGAGCACAUCUGGCCAACAGCUUUCACCAUCUGGCAUAUCUCCGAGGCAGUGUCUCCCUCUAGGGAAGUGAGCAGUGCCCCCAAAGAGUUUGCUGUCUCUGGAGUGGAUGAGGCAAUGGCAGAAACUGUCUUGGGGACAUUUACCUAUGACGUGCACAAGGAGAUCGCUCAGACAUUCUAUGUGCAGAAGGAGCUUCCCAGGACCUUUCGUUACAUCAAAUUCCAGGUGCAGAGCAACUGGGGAAAUCCAGAAUACACAUGUGUGUACCGAGUACAGGUUCAUGGGAUGACAGCAAGCCACAACACCACCUGCAGGCCCUAGAGCUCCUUUAGGAUAAAUAACAAAACAAGGAUAUGUGUAGUUGGACUUGCGUAUAUUCCUUGCAAAAGUUCUUCCAACGAUGCUUUCAUAGCUUGCACCGCUAGUGGGCAAGGGACCUUCCUCCCUUAGAAGAAGGAUAC